Messenger RNA from Solanum verrucosum, 1417 nucleotides. Its product is annotated as RPM1-interacting protein 4-like. The transcript has 4 exons. The coding region runs from base 202 to 1143 and encodes 313 amino acids. NCBI's taxonomy places the organism in Eukaryota, Viridiplantae, Streptophyta, Magnoliopsida, Solanales, Solanaceae. The record is from RefSeq and is a predicted model, not a curated record.
GACGCCAGUCAUCGGGUCAUCCUACCCCUAAUUUUUUCUCUCCUCUCUCUCUCUCUCUCUUUCUGUGAGUUGGCUCCACACUCUGUGCACAACAAAAAGGAGGAGGAGGAGGUGGAAAAAAGAUAUCUUGGAAAGCUCCUUUUUUUUCAUUUCAGCUGAAUUUUCUCUCUAAGCUGCUGUUAACUUGCAGACCCUUUUGAAAUGGCAAAGCACUCACAAGUACCAAAAUUUGGUGAGUGGGAGAGCGAUGAAGAUGUUCAAUAUACUACCUAUUUUGAGAAUGCUGCUAAGGGUAAGAAAGGAAGCAAAAUGAAUCCAAAUGAUCCUCAAUAUCUUGAGGCAAAAGUGAAAGGUGAAAAUGGAACAGAUAGUGUACGACAGAAGUCGGAACGUAUUGCCAGCAGAGAUGAUGUAGAAUUGCGGAAAUCAACUGGCUCCCCAAUGCAUCCAGACACCAUGGGUCACAAAGUUCCAACUUACCCAUCUCCACAACGACUUGGUGAGAAAUAUGGAGGCAACAAGUUAGAAUCAGAAACAAUGAAGGGCCCUGAAAUCCUAACACCAAGGCAUGAACGUCUGCCAAGCCGAGAAGAGGGUUACCUGAGGAAACCUACUGAUUCCCCAUUGCGCAAUGAGAACAUGGGGAGAAGAACACCUAUGGAAUCACCUCAUCAUCGCUAUGGUGGCUUAAGUGGUGGUGCUACACCUAAGAGGGCCUCUCAGCAAAGUGUGGGACCUGAUCGCAGCAUUGAGCAUUCUCCGCUGCAUCCACAUUCCCAUGGAAGGACUGGAGGCAAAGGUGGUGUUGUCUCCUCUCCCUCAUGGGAAAGAAAGGCUUCAUCUGAAGGUACUCAUGGUCUGGCUCCCUCUACACCUGGAAGAUCCCGUUUGAGAUCAGUUGCAAAAGGUGAUGACACGCCUGAUGACAGCCCUGCUGUUCCUAAAUUUGGUGACUGGGAUGAGAAUGAUCCUGCAUCAGCAGAAGGUUACACGCAAAUAUUUAACAAAGUCCGAGAGGAGAAGCAGACUGGUUCAACAAAAGUACCUUCCUCAUCAACUGAUACAUCUUACUCCAACAGUCAAAAGCGAUAUGGAAAUGACAGUGGAAAGGGAUGUUUGUGCUUUCCAUGGGGUCGGAGUUGACAGUGCUGAGGAUGAGAUUAACAAAAAUGCACAUGGGCAUGUACCCUAUUUUAAAACAUGGAACAUUGGUUAUGUAUAGAUUUAGGUCUCUUUAGUAUAUAUGUUGUUCAUUGUGUGCUUUAGACUUGAAUAUUUUAAUUUACAAACCAGAAAAAAGAUUGAGAAAAGGGAAAAGAAAAAAACAAAGAGAAAAUAACAUUCUUCUUAUUCUGCCAUCCAUUUGUUGUUGGCUUUCUUCUUCAUGGAGAUUUAUCCAAGUUAUCUUUAUAUUUUG